Messenger RNA from Limulus polyphemus (Atlantic horseshoe crab), 7570 nucleotides. RefSeq names its product triple functional domain protein-like (gene trio). Gene Ontology annotation, cellular component: cytoplasm. Gene Ontology annotation, biological process: axon guidance. Gene Ontology annotation, molecular function: protein binding; guanyl-nucleotide exchange factor activity. Lineage: Eukaryota; Metazoa; Arthropoda; Merostomata; Xiphosura; Limulidae. Bases 59 to 6193 code for a protein of 2044 amino acids. The transcript has 43 exons. The record is from RefSeq and is a predicted model, not a curated record.
GAGGGUUGACGUCCGUUAUGUUUGUUGGUGAAUUGUAUUUCAAGUUCAUGUCAUCGAAAUGAAUGCAACUGAACUAACAACGGAUGUUACAAGUGAUAAAGAUGGUACAUUUUAUUUUAAAUCUGGUCCACGUCGGUUGGAGGGAUUAAAAGCAGGAGAUGUUCUUAGUUUUCUACAGGAGAAGAUUGUUAUCUUGUCAGGUGGAAGAGACAGGAGAGGAGGGCCUGUUCUAACCUUUCCUGCUAGAAAUCUUCCAGAGAGACUAAAAACUGAAGACCUAAGACGACUGUUGACAUAUCUAGCAAGCAUACCCAGUGAUGAUGUGAAGGAAGUUGGAUUCUCUGUUGUGAUUGACAUGCGAGGUGCCACAUGGAACACUGUUAAACCAAUUCUGAAAGUGCUACAGGAAAGUUUUCCAGCCAAAAUCCACACAGCGUACAUUAUCAAACCAGAAAACUUCUGGCAAAAACAGAGAACCAGUUUAGGAAGCUCAAAAUACAAGUUUGAGACCAGUAUGAUAUCAUUAGAAACCUUAUCAAAGUAUAUUGACCAGUCACAGUUGACUGCUGAUCUAGAUGGUACACUACCCUAUGACCACAACCAGUGGAUUGAAUUGAGACUGGCUGUAGAAGGCUUUAUGUCUAAAACUUUGGAUGUAAUGGAACGAAUGGAUCGGAUCAAGGAGGAUCUGUUGAGGAAUGACUUUGCUGAAGAUAUCAAUGGAGCCAAAAGAAUGGUAGAAGACCACAAUAGUAUAAAAAAAGUUGUACAAACUCCUCUAGAAAACAUUGAUUAUGAAGGCCAGCAAGUGUUACACAGAUUAAGUUAUGUCACUGGUGGAAGUAGUGGAGGAUCAUCUGACUCUGGUUAUUCAAGUCGGGACAGUGCACCUCCCACUGUGGCUGGAAAUACAGACUUCCAGUGUGCUAUCUCACACAUAAUGAGAAUGCUGGACAAUGUUCAUGUGAAUCAAAGACACAUAGGCCAGCUAUGGCAUGUCCGGAAAGCCAAACUUGAACAGUGUUAUCAGUUGCGUUUAUUUGAACAAGAUGCUCAGAAGAUGUACGACUGGAUAUUCCAUAACCGAGACCAUUUUCUAAUCAGUUAUGUGGAGAUUGGUUGCUCUUUUCAAGAAUCCAAAGAUUUGCAAGAAGAGCAUAAUAUUUUUGCAAUGGCAUCAAUGAAUGUCUACACCACAAUCAACCGUAUCCUCACGGCAGCUUCCAGGUUGAUUGAUUCUGGUCAUUAUGCCAGUAGUGCUAUUCAACAAACUGCAGGACGACUAGACCGAACAUGGAAGCAGUUUGCUGCUGGACUAGAUGAGAGAACAACUGUCUUAUCUCUGUCAGUAUUGUUUCACCAGAAGGCAGAACAGUAUUUAAACAGUGUCCCCUCUUGGACCAAGAACUGUCAGUUAAUCAGUGUUCCAAGAGAAGUGUCAGAGCUGGAAGACCUUAUUCAUCAACAUCAAAACUUUUAUGAAGAAAUGUGCCAGGCUUAUACAGAAGUUCAUAGUACCAGUAAAAAGUUACUUUACCAGUUGGAUCACUUGGUACAGAUAUGUCAUCAACCCAAAGUGGAAGGAUCCUCUCGCAAGCAUCAAAUGAAUGAGGGAAAAGGGAUGUUAACCAACAUGAAUAAUCAUGGCAACAAUCACUAUAGUAACCCUGCAGCUGACUACUCAGAAGGAGCUAAACAUGUGCUGUCUGUAAUUCACCAGAUUUUAGGGAAUCACCGAUCACUUGAAUCAAUGUGGCAUGCUAAGAAGGUCAAGUUACAUCAAAGAUUAGCUCUUGGCCUUUUUCAAGAGGAUGUGAGACAGGUAGUGGAUUGGCUGGAUAAUCACGGAGAAGUGUUUCUUCAGAAGAACACGGGUGUUGGCAAAAAUCUCCAAAGAGCUCAAGCUUUACAGAAAAGUCAUGAACAUUUUGAAAAUGUUGCUCAGAACACCUACACCAAUGCUGAAAAGCUGCUUGUAGCAGCUGAAGAACUUGCCCAGACUGGAGAGUGUAAUGCUGAUGAAAUCUAUGGUGUUGCUCAGGAAUUGGAGGCUCACAUUGCCAGUUUUGCCUCUCGGGUAGAGCAACGGCACCGACUUCUUCAACUGGCUGUAAUGUUCUAUACACACGACACGGAGCUGAAUAGUUGGUUUGAAGAACUACGAGAGGAACUUCAAAGUGAAAAAGUUGCUGAGACAGUAGAAGGAUCUGAAGACUUGCUUCAGCAGUUUGAUCAACAGAGAGAUUCUACAGGUGAAGCAGCCAUUCGAACUAUAAGUGAAGGAGAAGCAUUACUAGAAGAACUUAGGAACAUAGGUAUGACAGCAGAGACAGAUGCAUCUGGCUCCUUCACAGCUAUUGGUGGUACCCUAGAAGCUUUAAACAGAAGUCAUGAAGAACUGCAGGAACUUUGGUCAACCCGUAAACUUCGACUAGACCUGUGUCUCCAGUUGAGAUUAUUUGAAAGAGAUGCUUUGGAGGUUUCUUCUCAGCUAGAAUUAUGGGCAGAAGAGCUUCAGCAUGGAGAACUUUCACAUGAUAUGGAAGAGGCUGAGCAGUUAGUCCAGAUUCACACCGAGAGUGUUACACACAUGCAGCAAGCUACUUAUGAAGUUUUACAUCGAGGACAGGAAUUAUGUCAGAUGCUAGAGACAUCAGGAAUUAGAUUGAUGGCUGACAAUCAGUAUGAUGCACCUACAAGAGUUCAGGUUUUGUUAGAGUAUCUACAUGAGAGAGAGAUGGACCUUGAGGACUUGGCUGAGAUGAAACGAGUGAAGCUCCAACAGUGUGUCCAACUCUGCCAGUUUAAGAACGAUGCCAGUCAGGUUCUAUCAUGGAUAAGGAAUGGAGAAUCCAUGCUAAAUGCCAGUUUCCUCUUUCCCACCAGUUUACAAGAGGCAGAACAGCUACGAGCUGAGCAUGAGCAGUUUCAACUUGCUAUUGAGAAAACUCACAGUAGUGCAGUUCAGGUUCAGCAGCGUGCAGAAAUGCUGAUACAGUCUAAUCACUAUGAUCCUCGGACCAUUCGGGAAAUCUCAGAACAGGUUGGAAAAAGGUGGCACAUGCUAAUGAGCCAUGCUGAAGACCGUCACAAACUUGUGAUGGCAUCACUAAGUUUUUAUAAAACUGUAGAACAGGUUGGUUCUGUGCUGGACAGUCUGGAUCGAGAAUACAGGCGAGAUGAGGACUGGUGUGGAGGGAGUAGUGGAACACCAGGAAGUGAGGAGGGAGAUCAGGACAGUCAGGAUCGAGUAUCUCUGGUGUCACAGUACCUAACAAAACAUCAGGAACAAAAAGAGAGGUUUCUUCGUGCUUGUACUCAUGCCCGUCGGACUGCAGAGACAUUCCUUAAGUAUGCAGCACGCUGUGCCCAGUAUUACUCUACUAGCAGUGAUGCAAAUCUAAGAGGACCUGAAAACAAAGUCAAAGGAAUCAUGGAUCAAGUGAUGAAACAAGAAAAUAGAGUUCUUGAAUAUUGGACUACCAGAAAGAAACGUUUAGAUCAGUGUCAGCAGUAUGUAUUAUUUGAGACGAGUGCUAGACAGGCAUUAGAAUGGAUUCGUGAAACUGGAGAGAGCUACCUCACUACCCAUAUCACACUUGGGGAAACUAACGAGAAAACAGAAGCCUUACUGAAGGAGCAUAAUGAGUUUAAAGGAAAUGCUAAGGAAACGAGAGAGAAGGUGAGGCUUUUACUUCAGCUUGCUGACAGUUUAGUAGAACGUGGUCAUGCUCAUGCUAAUGCUAUCAGGGCUUGGGUAUCAGCAGUUGACAACAGGUAUAAAGACUUCAGUAAUCGCAUGGACAAGUAUCGUGCACAGUUAGAGCAGAAACUGGGUUUACAAAGUGAAGGAGAAAGUCGAGACCUGUCACUAGACAGACACAGUGAUCCAUCAUUGGAAGCUAAAGUGAAGGAAGCAGCUGCUAAAGAAUUUAAUGAAGAAAAAAGGAAAUCAGCUAGAAGAAAGGAGUUUAUUAUGGCUGAACUUCUUCAAACAGAAAGAACAUAUGUGAAGGACCUAGAUAUGUGUAUUAAGACCUACCUAACAGAGAUGAGGAAAAGUGAAAACAAUGUUCCUUCGGGGAUCUGGGAAAAAGACCAUGUGUUGUUUGGAAACAUGGAAGAAAUAUAUGAAUUUCACAAUAGCAUUUUUUUGAAAGAGCUUGAAAAAUAUGAAGCUAUGCCAGAAGAUGUAGGGCACUGUUUUGUUACAUGGGCUCAAAAGUUUGAGGUUUAUGUGAAGUAUUGUAAAAAUAAACCAGAGUCCAACUCCUUGCUAGUUCAUAAUGCAGGCAACUUUUUUGAAGAGAUACAGCAUCACCAUUGUGUGCCUCAUCGCAUUGCAGAUUACUUGAUCAAACCUGUGCAGCGAAUAACUAAGUACCAGCUUCUGUUGAAAGAUCUGCUUUCAUGUUGUGAAGAAGGGCAGGGAGAAAUAAAGGAUGGGUUAGAAGUGAUGUUGAAUGUGCCAAAAAAAGCCAAUGAUGCAAUGCAUCUUAGCAUGCUUGAUGGGUGUGAUGUUUCUUUGGAUCAGUUGGGUGAGGUGGUUCUCCAGGACACUUUCCAGGUGUUUGAGGCCAAGUCUUUGAUUCGGAAAGGACGAGAACGUCACAUCUUUCUUUUUGAACUUUAUCUGUUAUUCAGUAAAGAAGUCAAGGAUUCAAAUGGCAAGGCCAAAUACUUGUACAAACAGAAACUAUUGACAUCUGAAAUAGGAAUCACAGAACAUGUGGAAGGAGAUGAGUGCAAGUUUGCUGUUUGGACUGGUCGAGCUCCUCUUGCUGAGUACAAGAUUGUAUUAAAGGCAGCAUCCUUGGAUACCAAACAAACUUGGGUGAAAAAACUGCGAGAAGUGAUUCAAGAAACCUAUUUCAGUAGUGCUCUUACAACUCUGAACCUUCCAAAGUCUCCUGUCAAAGUGACACCAAAGUCUAAUAGAUCCAGCAGAGAUCUUGGCGAUUCAUCUAUGGAUGAAGGAAGUACUGAUCAACAGGAGGAGCGAGGGUCUGUGGCUUCUUUUGGAUCAAGCAACACAACUGACAGUGAGAAGGGAACUGGUGAAGUCACGUGGGUAAUAGAAGGACAUGCUGCACCGUUGGGUUCUCAAGAGCUAAGUGUCAAAUCUGGUCAGCAGGUAGAGCUACUGGAUUCUGUAACUUCGGGCCCGGAUUGGUGUAUGGUGCGUUUGCAUUCCCCUGGCGGUGAGGGUAGUUGUUCUCCCUCUCGGGAAGGUUUGGUGCCUUCUUCGUGUUUGAAACCUACACCAAGCAUGCGUACUUCUGCCAACACUACCGGUACUGAAAGUGAAGAUGCUCCAGUGGCUGCAGGUGAAGCUGCCUCCGGGAACUCGGCCUACUCCCUGCCUCCUAACAAUGUCUCUCCAGCCAAUAAACGUCGAGGACCAUUCCGAAAAUGGCUGUCAAAUCCUGUAAGGAAACUGAGUCAUGGCCGAUUGGACAGAACUUCAAGUGAUAGUACUAAGCCUGCAACUAAAAAGUCUUCUGCACCACAUCACUGGAAGUUGUUGAGUGGGAAGGAAGAAAUGGGGAACAAGCCAGCAUCAACUGGUGCAGUAGUCAAACAACCUGAAGAACAGGGAAUAGAGAAAUCUUCUCCAUUGAAACCUCGGUUGACUCAAAAAUCUAAGUCUCUUGAUCUAAAUGGUGGUGCGUCAACAGAAGAAGAAGUUUGCGAUGUUGAACUUCCACCUCCCAUGAAGAUUCAAGAUCACACUUUCACUCCAGUACCUCCGCCGCCUCCUCUUUCAUCAGAAGGAGGUGGAGACAAAAUAGCAACAGAGGGUACAAGUUCAGCAGACCUGGCAUCAGAAAUAGAGCAAAUAGUGAAAGAAAGAAUGGUAAGGGAACAUCACAUUGAAAGUACUACAGAUUCAUCAGAGAUUGCAGAGCCUAAAACACCAGAUGUAACAUCUUAUUUGCCACCAGUACUGGAAAUCAGACCAGAAUUGAGAAGUCCUUCAUUGCCUAAUCAAGAGGAACCAGAGUCGCCACUUCCUGUCCUCACUGAAACCCUUACCACUGAAUGUGGUGAUAAAGAAAAGGCCUUACAAAAAAGAAAGUAUGUGAUUGAAGAACUUAUUGAUACAGAAGAAGAUUAUGUAAAAGAUUUAGGAAGCAUUGUCGAGGUAGGUUCUAUUUUAUUAAUAAAAAGUAUAGUGUUGCAUGAUCAGUAACCUGUAAUCUGAUGUUAUUCCCAGUAACGUGUUCUUCUUUUGUUCCAUUAACACUUACAAAUUCGCAUGUAACUUACCAUUACCAAUAACCAGUAAUCUUAUUCUAUUGUGCUGAUAGCAACAACCUGUACAGUUUUUUUUUGUUUCUAGCAGUUUGUAAACUUCUUUUGUUACAUUAAUACUACAGUUAACCCUUUCUAGACUGAUGAGCACUUUUCAGAUGUUGAGUGCACACCUGCAUGUCAAAUUUUAAGAUUUAAAUAAAAAUAAUAAUUUGAAUAUGGCUCUAUUUCAAGAAUUUAUUACUCAAAAGUGCUUUAUAAUUGACAUUUUGUAACAUUUAUUCAGUAGAAUUUGCAAAGAAAAAUAAAAACGUUAAACUUACAUUUAUGCAUGGCUAUGGAGCUAAUACCCUUUGAGGAUACAAUUAACUAAAUAUGGUACAGUUUACAUUCCCACCUUUUUAUAUUCUCUCAUCAUCUUAUCUGGAAAACCACUAAUGAAGAUUGCUUUGAAAAUAGCUACAGGCAAAGUUUGAAUACCAUUAGGUAGAGCAGAGCAUAGUAUAUACUAUUUACAUCAUUGUAGAGUGAAUAAAGUGGUGUAAGAAGUAAUUUAUGUCUUCGUGGGAAAGUGAGACUUAUCUUGGGCAGAGAAGAACAACAGAAUGUUGAGUGAAAUUUAGAAGACUUUAGAACAAAUCAUCUGAAAAUCUUCUUAUAGUUUCUUUACAUUUUAUUUUCAUUCUUGAAACUGUUUUUGUUCUAUAUUUAUGCGAUGUAUUGUGUACUUACACCACAAGAAGACUAUAAUAGCUACAAACUUAUGAUUUGUGAUGGAAUAAGAGUAUAUGUAUGCAGUUUUUUUGUAAUAAUUUGUAAUUACAUGUAAUGCAUGGAGACAGAAAAGGAUAUAUGUGAGUCCUGUGACUAGCAGAGAUUAAAUAAUCUGUUCUAGUGCAAUGGGAAUAUCUUAGAGUCUAUGGAAAUGAUUCACUAGUUAAGAAUUCUAUCAAGAACUGAUACUGAUAGUUUCAACAGUCAAGGAUGGUGUUACACAAAACCAGCCAUGAAGGGCAGAUCUCCUGAGGAGAACAGUUGUUCUCUGGACCUUUUCCUCUUGAGUUGUUUGAAGGACAUUGUCUACGGGGCAAAGGUAGCUGAUUAGGGAACACUGUGGGCAGAUCACUGAUCUAGUAGCUACUGUGAUGUUCAGCAUUCUGGUCAACACAUGGGUGGAAAUCUAAUAUAAACAUAACUCUUUCAAUACGGGUUCGGUCAAUGUGACAACCUCGUAAUCAUUUUCUGCCUAGUAUAGUUUUCAUGAAAAUUUUUCUGAUGCAUAAAAGUAUUUUUAAUCUAUUUUUAAUAGAUAGGC